Molecule: messenger RNA, 2583 nt
Organism: Penicillium macrosclerotiorum
Lineage: Eukaryota; Fungi; Ascomycota; Eurotiomycetes; Eurotiales; Aspergillaceae
Product: C2H2 zinc finger protein
Exons: 6
Coding region: 1-2583 (860 amino acids)
Cellular component (GO): nucleus
Source: RefSeq, a predicted model, not a curated record
AUGGAAUUCAUUUUCCUGCUCGUCAUUCUAGAAGGGAAACCGACAGCUCCCCUAGGCUGUUUUGGGAUGAGCAGACCGUAUCGCGAGAGGGUCUUCGUGGAUGGACGGGCUGCACAGCCAGAUAAAUGGGCCCGGUUUCGUGUUGCUCUGCAGAUCGCCGAUGACGAACAAGCCCCCGGGGCCCCGUCGGUUGAACACGAACCACGGGCGCCAGCCGAUCUACCGGAUCGUCAACGACCAGAUUGGGCGAGCGGCAUAUUUUUGGAGCGGAUUGACAUGGUGGUUCCUCGGGUUGUUCAGGGUGACACCGCACAUCUCAUUGUCCAAGCCCGGUUGCCACUGUGGUGGAGAGAGAGAGAGAGAGAGAGAGGCAAGAAGGAUGGAGUGGGCAAGAUCAAUUGGAUCCUCUCCCUAUCGACCCGCCUGUUUAUCGUUGUUCUGUACUGGUUCCUGCGCCUGCAACACCCGCCACGGUUCCAAACUUCUCCCUCAACCUUCAGCCUUCCCUCAUGGCCCGACGCCAUUGAUGCGCAACCAAUCUCGUCCAUCUUUCCGCCGAUUGCUCUUUUUUUGACCUCGAGGCCUAAGCCCCCUCUUCCCUCCUUUGGACUUUCCGGGUGGAUCAUCUUCGGGCCUGACAAGGGCAAAGCUGAAACCAACCUCGUCAGCUUGCGCCACACUCGGCUUCCUGGUGAGAGAGAAACGCCCCACACGCCCUGGAACUUCGCUCUCACCAACUCUCUCUUCGUCGUUGCCCCCCCCCUCUCUGCCGCUCCCUCCCCGAAAUACCUGCUCUUCCGUUGCUUUGGUUCGAGCACCCAUCGCGGUUGGCGCAAAUCCUUCUGCCUCCAUGGCGGCAUUGAUGCACUCGACCAACGAGCCUGUCGCCGUUUCAAACCCCAUCACCGGCCCCCGGCCGCCAUCGCCAGCCCAGAACCCAUCUCAUUCCUAAAACCACCAUCCAAACCGGAAUCCAAUUUGAGCUCCAUCGCCAGUGCCGGCUUGCACGUCUCGCGUUCCCAGCCCUCGCCGAUGGCCAGUCCCACAUCGGCGCCGGAUCGACCGGCCGAGCAGGACGGGGAUGCCGACCGCAACCGCUCCCAGGUGGCUCGGGAGGCAUUGGGCGCCAGCGAGAAAUCUCCGGGGCCCGCUAUACAUGAGCCCGCUAUACACGAGCCCGCUAUACACGAGCCCGCUGUGCACGCGUCCCCAGAACAGAUGCAAGUAGACACGCACACAAAUGAUACGACCUCGGACCCAUAUGGAUCGUCCGACCACCAUCAACAUUCGUUGAUGCACACCUCCACCGUCGCCAGCCCAGGGCCCAUCGAAGAGUCGGCAUCACAAGACGGAGAUCGGCCGCGCCCGCGGGCCGGUUCGGAAAUCGAGCAGGACAGUAAUAAGGCAUUUUCGUAUCCCAUGCCCACCGGCGGCAUUAAUGAUCCCCGUCGCGGCCUGAGUCUGCCUAACUCAGGGUAUAACCGAGGCAGUCCACGCUCUCCUUCAGCCAAGAAACAUCGCUGCCCGUAUUGCGCCACCGAAUUCACUAGGCAACAUAACCUUAAAAGCCAUCUUCUGACGCAUAGCCAAGAAAAACCAUUUGUCUGCCAGACGUGCCAAUCUCGCUUCCGCCGACUCCACGAUUUGAAACGACACACGAAACUGCAUACGGGGGAGCGGCCCCAUAUCUGCCCUAAGUGUGGACGACGUUUCGCUCGCGGCGAUGCACUCGCGCGGCACAACAAAGGUCAAGGUGGAUGCGCCGGUCGCCGAGCAAGCAUGGGAAGCUUUGCCCCAGAGGACGACUAUCCAGAUGGCCAGCACCCGGACGACACAAUGGAUGGCUUGGUGUAUGCGGAGCCCGAGCGAAUGGACGAGGAGGACGAGCGGAGGCUCAACAUGCCAAGCAUUCGCAAGCAUGAUGCGGAUCCCUUGCCUCGAUCCGAUUCUCUCCACGUUCGCCAACCUUCUACAUAUCCGCCGAUUGCCGCCAAUCGUGGACUCUUCCCACCUCCCGGCACCCAUGGCGGCUCGAGUACCUCAUCAGUGGCGACAUCACAACCUGGAAACUUGACCUUCCCGCCGGCAGCGAAAGUUCGAAGCCCCUCUCGCCCAAUGCCUUGUCGCACCAUGAUGCGGGUGUCCCGCCGCAUCGCGCACACUCCCCAGGAAUGGGCCAGUCCUUGCCACACCCGCAAGCCCCGUAUAGUCGGGGCAGCCAAUCGUCAACACAUGGGCCCCCCCGGACUGGGUCUACCGCCUCCCCAGCCUGGAGCACCACAACUUCCUCCGCCUGUCAUCAGCUCCCCCGAUGCGCGAUUCUCCCUACAGGCCACCGCGAAGCACACACCAUCCCACAGCCACUCCAGCAGCCACGGUCUACCACCUCCCCCCAAACUUGCAUCCGACGGACCCGAUCUCAGCGAAACUGAUAAGCUAUGGGCAUAUGUGCGAUCCAUGCAUGAUGAACUGACCGGCCUCCGGACCGAAGUUGCAGCUCUCCGCGCGCAUAUCGCCUCGACAAAUGCCUCCAUUGUGCCGCCCCCGAUCGAGGCUAACCAGGCCAACUCAGGCCCGCGAUAA